This is a messenger RNA of Ostrinia furnacalis (Asian corn borer), 1839 nucleotides long. RefSeq names its product UNC93-like protein. Gene Ontology annotation, molecular function: potassium channel regulator activity. Gene Ontology annotation, biological process: regulation of muscle contraction; regulation of potassium ion transport. The coding region runs from base 340 to 1767 and encodes 475 amino acids. Lineage: Eukaryota; Metazoa; Arthropoda; Insecta; Lepidoptera; Crambidae. The record is from RefSeq and is a predicted model, not a curated record. Gene Ontology annotation, cellular component: plasma membrane; striated muscle dense body. The transcript is spliced from 10 exons.
ACUAAAAUUUUAAUGGCAUACAAUUAGAAGCUUAACGAAACAGAUAACAAGGGCAGUGACUGUCUGUGCUAGUAUUAGUUUAGUUUAUGAAUUAAAUCUACUGUGAGAUAUAAACAAAGAUUAUAACAAGACAAGUUUGAUUAAAAUAUAUUGUGAAGAUAAUACAGGUCCAUUCCUAGUGCGAGAACCGCUACCAACACCUCUAUGUAACAAUUCACUAUACUAUAGCAUGUAUUUAGCUUAAUACAAGACUGUCAUUCCACUUUGGUAAAUCUUUCUUGCUAAAGAUUUAAUUUAUUUUUAUUUAUUUUAAUAAGACAAGUUGUAGAGUAGGUGAUAAUGACGAUCAAAGACGACAAACCAACGGAGUUCGGGCCACGGGAGAAAUGGAGGAUCCUCAAGAAUGUGCUGCUCAUCAGCUUCGCUUUUAUGGCCGAAUUCACAGCAUACAGUGGUGCAGCCAACUUACAAAGUUCCAUCAACUCCCAAGCUGGUCUUGGAACGGCGUCUCUGACUGCCGUAUACGCUGGCCUCAUCUUCUCUACUAUAUUCUUACCAGUUAUGGUUAUAAAAUGGCUUGGUCCAAAAUGGGCGAUAUCGUUAUCGUUCGUCACGUAUAUGCCCUAUAUUGCUGCCCAGAUGUACCCCAGUUUCUGGACCCUGAUCCCUGCCGCCCUCCUAUUAGGGUUAGGGGGAGGACCGCUCUGGUGUUCUAAGUGCACUUAUUUGUCCAUGAUUGCUGAAGCACACAGCAAAAUCUCAAAUAUAUCUGCAGAAGCGUUGUUGACGCGUUACCUUGGACUAUUCUUUAUGAUAUACCAAAUGAGCCAAGUAUGGGGAAACCUUAUUUCAUCUCUGGUGCUGACAGCUGGCGACAAUGAAGCAGCAGUGACAGCGGUGAACGCCAGCAUGAUCCCGGAGGUGUGCGGCGCCAACUUUCUUCCAGCAGCUGAUGCGGGCCACGCCUUCCGCCAGCAACCGCCUGAGAGGAUACAGAUGAUGAUCGGUAUUUACUUGGCGUGCAUGGCUGGUGCUGCGAUCACUGUCGCUGUAGGAGUAGAUUCUAUGAAAAGGUAUGACACAGGUCGGUCAUCGGCGAGUAAGAGUUUGUCCGGGAUGUCGCUGCUGGUGGUAACGGCUAAGCUGCUGGUGGAACCCAACCAGCUGCUGUUGGUCCUCCUCAACACUUUCGUUGGGUUCCAGCUGGCGUUCUUCACUGCAGAUUUUACUGCGGCGUUCGUCUCGUGUGCUGUUGGUACCGGGAUUGUGGGCUUCGUGACUAUGACACUGGGACUGGCGAAUGCCAUUAGCUGUGCUGUCACUGGAUAUAUUGCGAAGAUCACGGGACGUGUCCCACUGAUAUGCUGUGCAACACUGGUCCACACUGCGAUCUUCGUCACCUUCCUAGCUUGGAAGCCUCAGGAGGGCCAGAGCUAUAUCCUCUUCAUCAUUGCCGUAUUGUGGGGCUUCUGUGACUCGGUGUGGCUGGUGCAGUUGAAUGCGUACUACGGCAUCCUCUUUCCCGGCAGAGAAGAGGCAUCCUUCGCAAGCUUCAGGCUCUGGGAGUCGGUCGGUCACAUCAUAGGGUACAUCAUCUCCCCUUAUAUGAGGACCAGCCAGAAGACCUACUUAUUACUGGCGAUGAUGCUAGUGGGAGCCACUAUGUACUUCAGCGUGGAGUACAAGGAGAGAAGACGAAAGAAGUUAGAAGUUCACAGCAAAGAGGAUAAGGGAGUGGAUAAUGCUGUGUUUAAGAUCGCAGAGUGAUUUGAUGUUUAUUUUGACUUAGUCCUAAGAAUAUAGGUAACUAGCGGCCACCCGCGACUUCGUAAGCGUGGA